CUAGAGGCGACGGCCGGUUCCUUUGGUUCUCCGCUCCAUUUCCCUGGCUUACUUACAUUAUUCCUAUGAAAAAUUAUACGGCAUCUACAGUUCUUAUUCUAUAGGUCACAAUGGGAUAGAAACAAAAGUAGCGUUGCUACCGCCUUGUUUUAGGGAAAAUUAUAGAGAGUUUUUCUAUAUAUAUGGCGAUUUUCUACGCGCCGCAGCAUUCUUACAGAUCAUCACGACGUGAGGAGGUUUAGGACUCCAACGCGCCGUGUUUAGUACUGCAUGGAGUUUCGAUAAUUGUCAGUCGUGAUGUCCAAGCGGCCUUUAUACUGGGUGCGCUGCUGUGUACCCGGCUGCAACAAAGGAGCACUGCAGAGGGAGCAAGGACGGCCUCUGUCCGUGUUCCGAGCCCCUCGAGAUGAUGCGGCCAGGGAGGUGUGGGAGCAGCGGCUCGAGCUGGCACCUGGGUCGCUGCGGCCUGACAGCCAGCUGUGCGAGCUGCACUUUGAUCCCGGCCAGAUCUGUCGCGACUACGUGCAUAUAAUUGGCGGAAAAGAGGUGAGGAUCCCACGUGGCAGGGCAGCAUUGCUACCCGACUCUGUACCACUGGCACCUCGUAAACACCCUCACUGUGAAGAGUUCCCUGAUCCCAAGAGAGUCCGGCUAGGCGAUGACUCAAACCCCAUGGAUGAGGAUGUGGACAAGCUUUUAGCCCUUCGCCUGCCCUCCAAAUACUGGUCCUGCCUGCGCUGCCAUAACCUCGAAGGAGCUGUGUUUGUCACGUCAUCUUUUAAUCCUGCCACAGCCAACCUGGUCACCGAGAAGAUGGUGGUUGUGCAGUGGGCUGCUGGCAAGAAGCAAGAAGCAGUGGUGUGCGAGACAUUGGUACGGGGACGUCGCUUGGGGGACGUGGUUGUGGGUGACCUGUGUGCUGUCCAACACGCACUUUGUGAGGUGGAUGCAUUGCAUCUCUGUGCAGGCGUGGGUAGCGUCGAGUAUGUGCUGGAGCAGCUGGGUGGUCGUCUGACAGCCCACCUAGAGCGCAGCCUAGUAGUGCACGGAGGCACCUACUUCAGCAGUGCCUGUGUGGCCACUGUGGAAGCCGUGGCUGCAUCCUGUGGUCCUUGUAAGCUGGCCAGGAAGGCUGUUUUGACAAAGAAGUCGGCGCUGCUCAGGAAGAAUUUUCUCGUGUCAUAUGUGGACAGCUCUGUAGACACCAAGUAAAACAGAAAUGAGAGACUGUUGAGGCCAUGCCUGCAGCAGCAAAGUCAUGGGCAAGACCUGCCUCAUGGUUGCCCUUGCUUGUCAUUCUCUGUGCCCAACUUGAGUGGACUACGAAAUCAUCAACAAGAGUGCUCAAUUUCAGUCUCCAUUUUCUGUGCUUUGUAAAAAAAGAUAAAAUUGAGUGUUUU
Molecule: messenger RNA, 1400 nt
Organism: Dermacentor albipictus
Lineage: Eukaryota; Metazoa; Arthropoda; Arachnida; Ixodida; Ixodidae
Source: RefSeq, a predicted model, not a curated record